ACAAACCUUCACUCUCUAUUGAGAGAAAAUGAGCAUUGUGUCUCCCAUGAAAUCGGCAUCGGAAAUCUGUCAGAGGGUGUCAAUAUAUAGCGUUAGUUACUUUUCAUCGACGGCCACUUCUAAAAUGCCGGCAAAGAAACAAAAGAAAACCGAAAAGGGAAUGUCACUUGCUGCAGCGGAUACUGGAACAUCGAAAGGAGACAGCGAAGGAGCUGUUGUCGCCAAUUCUAAUUCUACCGUCGCUAUCAAAGUAUUGGCAAAACCCGGAGCUAAAUUCAAUAGUAUUACAGGUAUCGGGGAGGAAAGAGUGGGUAUACAGAUUGCAGCUCCACCUGUUGACGGAGAAGCGAACACAGUAUUAGUGAAAUAUCUGUCCAAGGUAUUAGGUGUAAGGAAAACAGAUGUUUCGUUGGAUAAGGGUUCCAGAUCACGACAGAAGGUGGUCGUAGUCAGUGGAAUGGACAGACAGUCGGUGCUCGACAAACUCGGCUCUCAAGUUGACAACGGGUGAAGAAGCUAUGAAGGUGCGCAAACGACCACCAGGAGACGGCCAUAAUCACGGACAGACGAAUCCCGGUCCAGAGGUGGCAAGGAUUCCGCAUAAAGAUAUAAAAAAUAUCGUAAUGAAAUGAUAAAUGACACUACGUUUUCCUCAAUACCAAGAUCUUUCAGAUAAUCUGUAGUUGUUUUUCAGCGGGUGAGUUGCCUUGAGUGCUUUGAUAGUUAGAAUGCAUCACUAUCGGAAUUACUAAAGCUGCUGUUAUUUAUAGACAGCUUACAUAUCACAACAGGUGGAAUAAGUAUGUAAGACGUUUCGUUUGUUACCGCUAGUCACAUUUAAAAAAAGAAACUACGGAACAUAAUAAAGUUAGCCGUAUUUAACACCAAAGAAUUACUAAAGUCUAUGCUUGAUACUAUCCUGCCGAUGAUUUUUUCAUUUUUGUAUGAAUUCACCUUGCCUAUAAGUAAAUAUACACAGCCCUAAUGAUUCUCUUUUCAGUUUGUGUUUGUAAAAUUUGUAUCUGGUUUCUUAUAAUUUUGAACAGGUAAAUAGCAUGCUUCAGUACGUAUGUGAUAAACAUUGUCGAUUGAGGUACUUUUCAGAUCAGAUAUAAUAAUUACGUUUUAGGUGUGAAUCUGUGUAAUAUAUUAUUGCAUUUUCAAAAAUUAUUUACUCAAGUAAAGAUAUGAGAUAUGACAGUAUUAAACGAUAACCAUU
Ylistrum balloti is the source of this 1219-nucleotide messenger RNA. Its product is annotated as UPF0235 protein C15orf40 homolog. The transcript has 4 exons. The coding region runs from base 29 to 511 and encodes 160 amino acids. The record is from RefSeq and is a predicted model, not a curated record. Gene Ontology annotation, cellular component: cytoplasm. Lineage: Eukaryota; Metazoa; Mollusca; Bivalvia; Pectinida; Pectinidae.